AUGGCGACGGUGGCGGUGCAGCCCGUGGCCGUCUUCGGCUGCCGGCCGCGGGUCGCCGGCGGCGUCUGCUUUGUGGAGGACCAGGUCGUGCUGCACGCCGCGGGGGCGGGCUGCCUCCGGCUGCACCUCGAGCAGAAAUGGCACAAGUUCAUCCCAGGCACGGAGAAGAGCCGGGGCGUGCAGGCGCUGGCCGUCAGCCCCGACCGGCGGUACCUGGCCGUCUCGGAGACAGUAGCGGAGCAGCCAGUCCUGACGGUCUGCGAGCUGUCGGCGGGGUCGGCGCGGCGGCGGAGGACGCUGGCCGCCGCCAGGCUGCCGGCGCGGGAGGCGGUGUCCCUGGCCUUCUCCCCCGACUGCCGCUACCUGGCGGCCGCCGCGGCCCCCCCCGAGGGGCACCUCACCUUCUGGCUGUGGGAGAAGCAGCGGCUGAUGGCGGCUGUCCGCAUCGAGGCCCCGGGCUGCGGCGUUUGCCAGGUGAGCUUUAGUCCUCAAGACAACACACAGGUUUGUAUCACUGGAAAUGGCUUUUUUAAACUUUUUAAGUACAGUGAAGGAACUUUGAAGCAGAUGAAUUUACAAAAGGGAGAGCCACAAAACUACUUGUGCCAUGCCUGGUUGUCUAAGGAGGAAGUUAUAUGUGGCACUGACACAGGCAAGCUUAUCUUGUUUGAAACUGGAAAACUGCACUGGGAGACAAGUGUAGACUACAAAAAACCACCCAGGGAACUAGAAGAUGUAACAACAAAUGAAUAUGAGAGUUCUGAUGUCUUUUGUGGACUGGCCUCUGAAGAUAAUUGUUCACAACAGGAUUCAUUGCCUCAAAUAUCUGCAGUUGCAGCUUAUUCCAAAGGCUUUGCGUGCUCAUGUAGCCCAGGAGUUGUCCUUCUGUUUGAGAAGACCAAGGAAAAGGAAGUCUACAAGGAGAGUCAAGAAAUCUGGCUUCCUCAGGACCUGUUCAGCAGUGAGCCAAAAAAGUCAGGCAGACAGGACAUUAUAUGUAUAUGCUUCAGUCCCUCUGAGGAAAUGAUGGUCGUUAACACAAAUAAAAGUCAGCUUUACAUGUUUACUAUGCUCUCCACUGAUCUUAUGAAGAAGAAGACAGCUUAUUUUGCAUAUCUGAAUUUCCCAUUGCAUUCUGCUUCAAUCACUGGUCUGGACAUCUGUAUUUGGAAACCCAUUCUUGCGACUUGUUCCCUGGAUAGAUCUGUCCGCAUCUGGAAUUACAAGACAAACACUUUGGAGCUGUGUAAGGAAUAUCGGGAGGAGGCAUACGCAGUAUCACUUCAUCCCACUGGCCUUUUCUGUUUGGUUGGGUUUUCUGAUAAACUGCGAUUUAUAAGUCUACUGUAUGAGGACAUGCAUGUUUUCAAGGAGUUUUCUGUGAGAAAGUGUAGAGAGUGCUCAUUCAGUAAUGGUGGCCAUCUUUUUGCUGCAGUUAAUGGAAAUGUGAUUCAAAUUUAUUCCAGCAUCACCUUGGAGAAAAUUAAUAAUCUGAAAGGGCAUAGUGGGAAGAUACAUGCAGUUAAAUGGAGUGCAGAUGAUACUAAAUUUGUUUCCUGUGACACACAUGGUGCUGUGUAUGAGUGGAACUUGUUGACAGGCAAAAGGGAGUCAGAGUGUGUGCUCAAGUCCUGCAUCUACAGCAGCAUUGCCCUGUCUUCUGAUGCCAAAAUCAUCUUUGCUGUUGGAUCUGACCAAACUCUCAAAGAAAUUUCAGAGUCUUCGAUCCAGCUGGAAGUGCCUGCUUUUGGUGUUGUUUAUACUGCAGUGGCUGUUUCUCAUUCUGGGCACAUAGUAUUUGUUGGUACAUCUCUGGGGACAAUCCGAGCUAUGAAGUACCCGUUACCUUUGACGAGGGAUUUCAGCGAGUAUCAGGCCCAUGCAGGUGCUGUUACAAAGAUGUCCAUAACAAAUGAUGACCUAUUUCUGCUGACUGCCUCAGAGGACGGCUCUAUAUUUAUCUGGAAAGUGUAUGAUAAAGGAGGUGGGAUACUGAAAUGGGAAAAGGAGGUUGAGUAUGCUGAGGAAGUGCUGAUCACGAGAGCAGAUAUAGAAGAGAAGAAUCAGGAAAUGUUAGAUCUGCAGAUUCGUGUGAAAGAGCUACAGACAGAAAAUGAUUACCAGCUACAUCUCAAGGACCUAUACUGUAAUGAAAAAAUAAAGGAAUUAGAAGAGAAUUUCACUCGGGAAAUAAGCUCCCUUAAAACCAAACACCAGAUUUUACAGGCAGAGAAAGAAAAACAGGAGCUACAACACCAGUUUCAACUGUCUGAGCUGAUGAAUAAACAGGCCAGGGAGGUGCAACAGCUAGAAUCUGACAGUAAUCAGAAACUCUUAAUGGAAAAUGAGAAAUACCAGGAGCUGCAAGUGAAAUCCCAGAGGAUGCAGGAGGAAUAUGAGAAACAUUUGCACAGUUUGGAGGAAAGCAAAAGCAAGACUGUGAAGGAGCUAACAGAAUAUUAUGAGGAAAAACUUAAUGAGAAAUCUGUUCUGCUGGAAGAGGCAGAGGAGGAUAUGAAGCGGCAGCUUCAAGCCCAUGAAGAAAUUCAGAAACAAACUGAAGAAGACGAAGACCGAGAAAUCCUGGAAAUCAAAAUCAAGUACGAGAGACGGCUCUUGGAAGAAAAGGAAUCAAACCUGCAACUGAAAGGAGAAAUAGGAGUCAUGAAUAAAAGGCUGAACAGCUUGCAGAAAGAGCUCAAGGAGCGAAACGGGGACAUUGAGGAAAUGAGAUUGGAACAGCAGAAGCUGCAAGGCAUCAUUAAGUCACUGGAGAAUGACAUCUUGGCACUGAAGACAGAAAUUCAAGAGAGAGCUGACACUAUCCAAGACAAGGAGAAGAAUAUAUAUGACCUAAAAAAGAAAAAUCAGGAACUGGAAAAGUUCAAAUUUGUACUGGAUUACAGAAUAGAGGAGUUUAAGAAGCAAAUAGAGUCACGUGAAAAUGAUAUUAAAACAAUGAAGGAGCAGAUCUGUGAGAUGGAAGGAGAGCUGGAACGAUUCCACAAGGAGAGCACACAGUUGAAGCUGAACAUCACACAACUGCAACAAAGACUAAAGGCAACUGAUAGUGAGAUGCACAGAGAGAGGCAGAAGAAACAAAAUAUGGAAACUCUCAUCAAACGAUUUAAAACAGAUCUUCAUAAUUGCGUGGGCUUCAUUCAGGAUUCAAAAAAAAUGAAGGAUGGGAUCCGUGAGCUCUACAGCAAGUACGUGCAACAAUCAGACUUGGUGGAGACUGAAGCAGCAGACACAGAUUUGCAGCAGGAGUACAUGAGACAGCGAGAGUAUCUUGAGAGGAAUUUGGCAGCUUUAAAAAAGAAGGUGGUGAAGGAUCAGGAAAUCCACCAAGCUGCUUACAUGCGCAUCGUGCAGGAAAAUGUGAGUCUAAUUAAGGAAAUUAAUGACUUGCGGCAAGAACUGAAGGUGGCCCACACCCAGGUACAUGACCUUCAGUCAACACUAAGAUUAACCAAGAAAAAACAAGCAAUUCAAGACACAGCUCCCUCCAGUGAACUGCAGUCCAGCCCAGCUGUGCUAAGGUUGAAUGCAGAGAAGGAAAGUGAGAAAAUCAUAGAAAUGCAGCAGCUAGAAAUUCAAUACCUGCGAGACCAAAUCCAGGAGAAGGGGCAAGUCCUUGCAGUUCAGCCUUUCUUAGUUGGAAAUCUUCCUAAUCUGAACCUGGAAAGAAGCCACAAGACACAGCAACAGUGAGCUGGUUCAAGGAUGCCUUACAUUAUUAUAUUCUUCUGUCAAGAUCAGAAAUGCAACAGCAUAGAUUAGACUUCCAUGAUCCUAUACUCUUCCACUAGAAGCAUUUGUGCAACACUCACUGCUCUGAACACAAGGCAGCAACCUUCACUCCCUUCUACUUUCCUGGAAUCUGCCCUUUCCAUGAGGCCUAGGAGCCAAGAGAAAAAAUAAUAAAUAUGUUUUAGUGCAAAACUGA
Messenger RNA from Tyto alba (common barn owl), 3949 nucleotides. It is a transcript of the gene CFAP57, whose product is annotated as cilia and flagella associated protein 57. The transcript is spliced from 22 exons. Bases 1 to 3714 code for a protein of 1237 amino acids. The record is from RefSeq and is a predicted model, not a curated record. NCBI's taxonomy places the organism in Eukaryota, Metazoa, Chordata, Aves, Strigiformes, Tytonidae. Gene Ontology annotation, molecular function: protein binding.